Messenger RNA from Sapajus apella (tufted capuchin), 1264 nucleotides. It is a transcript of the gene GLRX3, whose product is annotated as glutaredoxin 3. Bases 46 to 1050 code for a protein of 334 amino acids. NCBI's taxonomy places the organism in Eukaryota, Metazoa, Chordata, Mammalia, Primates, Cebidae. The transcript is spliced from 11 exons. The record is from RefSeq and is a predicted model, not a curated record.
CAUCCGGCCGCGGGCACUCGAUUGCUCCUGUCUGGUGGCGGCAGCAUGGCGGCGGGGGCGGCUGAGGCGGCUGCAGCGGCCGUGGAGGAGGUCGGCUCCGUCGGGCAGUUUGAGGAGCUGCUGCGCCUCAAAGCCAAGUCCCUCCUUGUGGUCCAUUUCUGGGCACCAUGGGCUCCACAAUGUGCACAGAUGAACGAAGUUAUGGCAGAGUUAGCUAAAGAACACCCAGAGGUUUCAUUUGUGAAGUUGGAAGCUGAAGGUGUUCCUGAAGUAUCUGAAAAAUAUGAAAUUAGCUCUGUUCCCACUUUUCUGUUUUUCAAGAAUUCUCAGAAAAUCGACCGACUAGAUGGUGCACAUGCUCCAGAGUUGACCAAAAAAGUUCAGCGACAUGCAUCUAGUGGCUCCUUCCCACCCAGCGCUAAUGAACAUCCUAAAGAUCUCAACCUUCGCCUGAAGAAAUUGAUUCAUGCUGCCCCCUGCAUGCUGUUUAUGAAAGGAACUCCUCAAGAACCACGAUGUGGUUUCAGCAAGCAGAUGGUGGAAAUUCUUCACAAACAUAAUAUUCAGUUUAGCAGCUUUGAUAUCUUCUCAGAUGAAGAGGUUCGACAGGGACUCAAAACCUAUUCCAACUGGCCUACCUAUCCUCAGCUCUACGUUUCUGGAGAGCUCAUAGGAGGACUUGAUAUAAUUAAGGAGCUAGAAGCAUCUGAAGAACUAGAUAAAAUUUGUCCCAAAGCCCCCAAAUUAGAGGAAAGGCUCAAAGUGCUGACAAAUAAAGCUUCUGUGAUGCUCUUUAUGAAAGGAAACAAACAGGAAGCAAAAUGUGGAUUCAGCAAACAAAUUCUGGAAAUACUAAAUAGUACUGGUGUUGAAUAUGAAACGUUCGAUAUAUUGGAGGAUGAAGAAGUUCGGCAGGGAUUAAAAGCUUACUCAAAUUGGCCAACAUACCCUCAGCUGUAUGUGAAAGGGGAGCUGGUGGGAGGAUUGGAUAUCGUGAAGGAACUGAAAGAAAAUGGUGAAUUGCUGCCUAUACUGAGAGGAGAAAAUUAAUCUUAAACUUGGUGCCCAACUAUUGCAAGACAUAUUUAAUAACAUUGGGAGCAGUUCAUGAUUUAGUCCUCAGAGAUGGACUAGGAAUAGAAAAAUCCUGCUGACUCAGUUACAUGUUUUGUGUAUUUCACAAUGUCGUGCUAAAUAAAUGUAUGUUGAAUUUUUUCCCACCAAAAAUAGAAUGCAAUAAACAUCUUCAAAUUAUUAACAAUAA